AUGCGGGAAAUCCUGAAGUCUCUCCAUCACAAUUACGGCCCGGUUGUCAAGGAGACGAGAUCAGGUGACACGUUUGUCCACCUGUUUCACCUGGACGAUAUCUGUGGUGUCCUGCGUAACAGCCAGGUCCAGACGGACGUUUAUCCAUUGUUUCCUCCACUAGGGUUCUACAGAAGAUGGAGAAGGAUUGGGCCUGGCAUUGGCAACGUCAACGGAGAAGAGUGGCGCACACUGCGUGGCCUGGUGCAAAGCCACAUCUUGCGACCAAACAUCGUUGCUGAUUAUUUGCCGUUUAUCAAUGAAGUUGCUGACGAUUUCCUCACACGGCUGCCCGGCAUUCAGACAGCAAAUGGAGAAGUCCCGAACCUUUACGAGGAAGUUGCUAAAUGGCAUCUUAAAUCCACUGCCAGAAAUGUUUUUGAGACACAUCCGGGCUUCUUUGAUAAUGAGGUCAACGAGUUCUUUGACGUCCGCUCCAUGAUAGAAGCCACGCAAACCGUCGUUCGCAGCGCCACGGGCCUGUAUUAUUCACUUCCUCUGUACAGAUACGUGAGAACUGCGCAGUGGAAUACCAUGGUAGAGAGUGCGGAUUACUUGUUUGGGGGUUUGCAAAAACUUUUGGACCGGGCGGUCGAAGACAUUAAGGUCCUCUCCGCCACAAACCAGUUGCCAGAUGACAAAUAUAGUUUCCUGCGACAUGUUAUGUCGCGUUCAGGUGAUAUCCCGUACAGUGAGUGGGGCAUGCUGUCAUUGGAUAUGGUAUUCGAUGGACUCAUUGCGACACCAGCCGUUUUGAUUUGGAAUCUGUUCACGCUUUCAAAGCACAGUCACGUGCAAGACAAGCUAUUUGAGGAAGUGGAGAGAAUCGUGCCGAGGGGAGAAAAUGUGACAAAGGACCACAUCAAGAAGAUGAAGUACAUGAAAGCUUUUCUCAAGGAAACCUCCAGGUUUUUUCCUCUUACGGUGGAACUUACCAGAAUUCCACAGCAGGACACGGUGGUUGGUGGAUACCAUAUACCAAUGGGGAAUUUCUAUUUGAGAUCCAAUAAGAUAAUUUGGACGCCUCAACAUAAAGCGUUUGAUAUGGAAUGA
Molecule: messenger RNA, 1092 nt
Organism: Lingula anatina
Lineage: Eukaryota; Metazoa; Brachiopoda; Lingulata; Lingulida; Lingulidae
Product: putative cytochrome P450 CYP44
Molecular function (GO): iron ion binding; oxidoreductase activity, acting on paired donors, with incorporation or reduction of molecular oxygen; monooxygenase activity
Source: RefSeq, a predicted model, not a curated record